This is a messenger RNA of Nycticebus coucang (slow loris), 4049 nucleotides long. It is a transcript of the gene KCTD6, whose product is annotated as potassium channel tetramerization domain containing 6. Lineage: Eukaryota; Metazoa; Chordata; Mammalia; Primates; Lorisidae. The record is from RefSeq and is a predicted model, not a curated record. The transcript has 4 exons. The coding region runs from base 2618 to 3331 and encodes 237 amino acids. Gene Ontology annotation, biological process: protein homooligomerization; ubiquitin-dependent protein catabolic process. Gene Ontology annotation, molecular function: cullin family protein binding.
UGGAGGAAAUUUAUUGAGCCUUCUGAAUGCCAGACACAAAGGUUUCAGUAGAAAAACAUUUUGAAGGGCUACCUGGAAACUCUGGGACGGCAUAGUUACAGGGUUGAAGGUUUAUAUUGCAGUGUAUAGGUUGUUUCAUAGGAGUAGGUCUUUUCGCCCUGGGGAAGUUCUAGUCUGUUGCAAAAGUGAUAAACCAGCAAUUAAAUUAGUUCAUCAUAAGUAUAAAUUCUGCAAUUGCAAUUCUGCAGUAGUGAGGAGAGUGGCAUUUAGGGGCUCUUAGGUCGUUUUUAAAGUUACUAAUUUGGCUUGGCGCCUCUAGCUUAGCAGCUAGGGCGCUGGAGCUGCGGGUUUGAACUCAGCCCGGGCCUGCCAAACAACAGUGACAACUACAACCAAAAAAUGGCUGGGGGUUGUGGCAGGUGCCUAUAGUCCCAGUUACUUGGGAGGCUGUGGCAAGAUAAUUGCUUACGUCCAAGAGUUUGAGGUUGCUGUGAGCUGUGACGCUACUGCACUCUACCGAGAGUGAGGUAGUGAGACUCUGUCUCAAAAAUAAAUAAAUAAAUAAAGUUACUAACUUAUUGAAUCAUACAUUCUUCAGAUUUGCUACUUCAGAAAAUUUAUAAAUUCUUUUAAGGCUUCUAUAAAUUCUUCAGUAUAUAUAUUUUUAACUUAGUUACCUGCUAACAGUACACUGUCAGAAUUUAUACAUUAGUUGCAAUAAACUUGAAGCUUAAACUUAGUGAAUUUUUGUACUGUUGGAUAUUUUUUGGGAAUGGUCAUUGUUUCCACAAGAAUUUUAUUUGCAUCAAGGUCAGAUCUUUUCAGGUGAGCUGAUUUUACACGGUCUGAAGGCUUUCUUUGAACUUUAUAGUUGUUUGUGCUUGGUUGUAUGCACUCUUUAAAAAUGAUCUUUAGUAAGGGAAGUCAUUGUAAACAAUUUUUUUUUUCAUUGUUACCCUCAUACUCUUCAUUCCUGGCAAUUUUUUUUUUUUUUUUUUUGUAGAGACAGAGUCUCACUUUAUGGCCCUCAGUUGAGUGCCAUGGCAUCACACAGCUCACAGCAACCUCCAACUCCUGGGCUUAAGCAAUUCUCCUGCCUCAGCCUCCAGAGUAUCUGGGACUACAGGCGCCCGCCACAAUGCCCGGCUAUUUUUUGGUUGCAGUUCAGCUGGGGCUGGGUUUGAACCCGCCACCCUCGGUAUAUGGGGCCGACGCCUUACCGACUGAGCCACAGGCACCACUCCCAUUCCUGGCAAUUAAAAAAAAAAAAAUUAAGCUAUUUCUUUCCUCAUCAAGGAAAACAGGCCCAUUUGCUGCCCAUUUUGAGAUCUUCCUUCUGCUUGCCUGUCUUGUGGUCAUUUUACUUCUCAUUGAGCCCUCCAUUGGAGACUGUGCCAAAAAUGGAGAGAAGAUGAAUAGCAAAUGAAUAAUUUUUUAAUUGUUAGUAGUUCUGGAAAAUGAUUUAGUGGAAGAGAUUGAAACUAUUCUGGAAAUUCUUUGGUAUUGUGUUUUAUUUCAUUCAUCUGCAUUAUCUCUGAGAUAUUUCAAAUGGUCAAAAAUUCAGAAUUCAGCCUCGGCACCUGUAGCUCAAGCGGCUAAGGUGCCAGCCACAUACACCAGAGCUGGUGGGUUCAAACCAGCCCAUUGUUGUUGCCAAACAACAAUGAUAAAUACAACCAAAAAAUAGCUGGGCAUUGUGGUGGGCACCUGUAGUCCCAGCUACUAGGGAGGCUGAGGCAAGGGAAUUGCUUAAGCCCAGGAGUUGGAGGUUGCUGUGAGCUGUGAUGCCACUGUACUGUAGCCAGGGCAACAGCUUGAGACUCUGUCUCAAAAAAAAUUUAGAAUUCAGAGGCUGAUUACAAUCCAGCUAUUGGAUAGCCAGGAAUCUUCCUGCCUUUUUUUUUUUUUUUUUUUUACAUUUCCACAGAGGAUGUUUAAAAGCAAGGAGUAGAGAUAAAAAUUAAACCAAUCAAUACUAUUUUUCCCUUUGAGCUCUUUAAUGAACAAUUUGAUUUUAAAAGAUAGUUUAGUCAUUUUUAUUGGAAAUGACUAAUAGUGACUUUGCUUCAGUUUAUUUUGAUGUAUUUUAUACACAAGUAUAGUAAGGCUUUUGGGUGCUUUUAAAGAAACAUAGUCUUAUAUAGAUUCUCAUAAUUGCUUUCCUGAAUUAUUAAGCUUGAGGUUUCAUUACAUCUUUGUACCGGAACUUUGGCUUUGCUGUGGUAUUCAGUGGUAUCAUUAAUUUUCUUUUUAUGACUGCUCAAGAAGUUAUCUAGUUUUGAUUUAACAGUAAAAAAAGGAAUAGUGGACAGAUAUUGCAAAACAGCUGUAACAUUGAUGUCUGUUUUUUUUUUCCUUGUCUUUGGUCUUCUAUUUCUUGUUUAACCAUUUGGAUAUUCAUGGAUUGGAGUUCCUUUUUCUUACUGAAGACAGAGGAUAGCAGCCACUUAUUCACAGCAGUGAAGAGCAUGUGGAGGCCUAGCUAUAUCCAACUGCUGAGUGUAAAGAAUAAAAACUGACUGCACAUCUCUCAGUCCACAUUUCAGCUUGUUUGUGUUGAAGAAUUUGCAAGAGUUUCCCUGGAACCUGGGCUCCUGGAGACGCAGCGCUGGAGCAGAUGGAUAAUGGAGACUGGGGCUAUAUGAUGACUGACCCAGUCACGUUAAAUGUAGGUGGACACUUGUACACAACAUCUCUAACCACAUUGACUCGUUACCCGGAUUCCAUGCUUGGAGCUAUGUUUGGGGGGGACUUCCCCACAGCUCGAGACCCUCAAGGCAAUUACUUCAUUGAUCGAGAUGGACCUCUUUUCCGAUAUGUCCUCAACUUCUUAAGAACUUCAGAGUUGACCUUACCCCUGGAUUUUAAGGAAUUUGAUCUGCUUCGAAAAGAAGCAGACUUUUACCAGAUUGAGCCAUUGAUUCAGUGUCUCAAUGACCCCAAGCCUUUGUAUCCUAUGGAUACUUUUGAAGAAGUUGUGGAGCUAUCUAGUACUCGGAAGCUUUCUAAGUACUCCAAUCCAGUGGCUGUCAUUAUAACCCAAUUAACCAUCACCACCAAGGUCCAUUCCUUACUAGAAGGCAUCUCAAAUUAUUUUACCAAGUGGAAUAAGCACAUGAUGGACACCAGAGACUGCCAGGUUUCCUUUACUUUUGGACCCUGUGAUUAUCAUCAGGAAGUUUCUCUUAGGGUUCACCUGAUGGAAUACAUUACAAAACAAGGCUUCACAAUCCGCAACACCCGGGUGCAUCACAUGAGUGAGCGGGCCAACGAGAACACAGUGGAGCACAACUGGACUUUCUGUAGACUAGCCCGGAAGACAGAUGACUGAUUGCCAGCUCCACGAGAAGUUCUUGGAAACUGACUCCAGGAAAUGGAAGAGACUGAUUUUUGUUUUUAAUCACAGUGUGGGAUUUUUUUUUUCCUUUUAAAUAUUUGUAUUUAUUUGAAGGCAGUGAGGACCAGAAGGAAGAUUUGUGCUUUAGCAGACUCCUCCAUGUUUUGUUCCCUUCAGCCUGAGUAUGCAUGUGCCUGUUCACAGUCUCUAGAUACCUUUUUUAUAAAAAGAAGUCUGAAAAUCAUUAUGGUAUAUAAUCUAUCCUUAACAGAGCUUUUUUUUAUUACAGUGCUAAAAUGAUUUCUGAUAAAAUGGUCCCUAACUCAACUAGAAGGCUGAAAAUACAGGGAUGAAAGAAUAAGCAUAGAGUACUCAUGAUGCCUUUGAGAAAAAUCAGAACAUCAUGCAGGGUGACCUAGUUUCCAAAACAAUAAGUAGUAUUGUAAUAUUAAAGGAGAACUGUUCCAAUCAUUAAAAAGUACUUAUUAAGUACUGCUUUUUACAGUUAUGACAACUGUUUCUUUCUAUGCAUAUAGAUCAAGGAACCAAAUAUCUGUAGCCAUGGAAAUGUCUAACUAGAAAUAUUUAUAUUGGAUUCUGAAUACAAAAUGUCCCUGUGGUAGAAAUCUUAUGCCUGGUGCAGUAUAAUUCCCAAAUGUACUGUUGACCAGGAAAAAAAAAACCUAAUAAAAAAUGAAAUAUGAAAAUUAAA